UCUCAAGUCAUUUGUUAUGGCCAGAUCCAGGUUGUAGAGGCUUGAAUCAGAGCUAAAAGCACUGAUGAGGGAUUGGAUGAGCUGCUGGUUGGAUAGAAGAAAGAAAUGUGUCCGAUUUUGUGUUUCUGCGAUGAUUCCUUGGACCUUUCUGUGCUCGUUUGUGAACUCUUGAAUUUAAUUUUUCUGCCCAUCAUCCACCUGAGAUGGUUGUUUUUUUAAUUUUGCAGCCGGUGUGGACGACAAAGCACAGAAACGUCAUAAAGCAAACAAGCUGAUUGGACUUAUUUCCACACUUAAUGUACACAUACAGUACAAACAUCUCUCUGUUGCUGUUCCCUUGCUUGAUUUUCUUGCAUCACUGUCAGUUCACGUCCGUAUCACAUAAAAGUUACGUCAUCGCAAGAAGAGUCGCGAGCAGUUUGGAGACGAGUUUAAAUGCCUCUGGGCGUAUCUGCGUUUCAACACGGGCUUAUUUAAACUGGCAUUAAUUUUGUGAGGACUCGGUAAAAUCAGAGAGGGUUUGCGUCGGUCUUGAGGGAGGUUUUUUUCUUGUUCCGAUGAGGCAGUUUCAGGGCAGAGUCGCUGAUGACCACAGAAGAAGUUGUGAUUGUAAAAACAAGAGUGACGGACGGAGAGACGUGUGAAUCCAAGACUCUGCUGCUCUCAGCAGCGUGUCUGCAUCUGUAACAGCUGACAGAUUCGGCCUCAAACUGCAAACAUUUGCAAGAAAACAUAUCAAUCACAGAGACGGAGUGUGUUUUUUCUCAGGGCUCAUCUCUUUGUCACAACACGCAAAGAGGGCUUCUAGAUGGAGCUUCGAGUAUCUGCUGUGCCAGGUGUUAGGAUUGCAUCUAGUGACUAUUACUGUUGUCAAAUAAUCUGUUCAUUAUUGUCAAGUUGUUCUCAAUCAGUGUUUCCCAAACCCCAAGAAGACGUCCUCAAAUGCCUCGUUUUGUCCACAACCCAAAUGUAAUCAGUUUUCUGUCAUAGAGGAAGAAAGAAAGCAGAAAAUACUCAGAGAAUCAGAGAGCGUGCAGCUGUAGUUGGAGGUCGGUGUACGACGGUCAGGAACAUGGCCUCUUCAUGGAGAAGCUGGACGCUCGGAUCAGGAACCAUGACCGAGAGAUCGAGAAGAUGUGUAACCAUCACUUCCAGGGGUUCGUCGACUCCAUCACAGAGCUGCUCAAAGUGCGAGGGGAGGCGCAGAAGCUGAAGAGUCAGGUGAUCGACACCAACAGACGUCUUCAGGAUGACGGCAAAGAUCUCACCAGCUCCAUGGAGGAGCUGCAGCAGUGUCGGGUGCAGCAGAGAAACAUCGCGACCACCAUCGACAAACUGACGCACUGCCUGCCGGUCCUGGAGAUGUACAGCAGACUCCAGGAGCAGAUGAGGGCCAAAAGGUACUACCCGGCGCUGCGGACAUUGGAGCAGCUGGAGCAGACGUGUCUUCCCCGGGCCGGUCAGUACCGCUUCUGCUCCAUCAUGGCUGAAAACAUCCCCAAACUGAGGAUACAGAUCCGCGACACGGCCAUGUCGCAGCUGAGAGACUUCCUGGAGAGCAUCCGGAAACACUCGGACAAGAUUGGAGAGACCGCCAUCAAACAGGCCCAGUUGCAGCGCUCUCUGGACAGCUCCGUCUCCACGCAGCCCAGAGCCCUGAUCAGCCGACGCGGCAGAAAGGAGGCGGCGGCAGCAGCGGCGGCACUAGGAGCCGGGACAGACAGCGGCGGACAGGGUGGCAGUCCGCUGUCAGAACAGGACUCUGGCAUCCUGGAUGUGGAGGAUGAAGAGGAGGACGAUGAUGUCCCAGGAGCUCACGACUUGGUGGACUUCUCUCCAGUUUAUCGCUGUCUGCAUAUCUACACUGUGCUGGGUUUGCGUGAUGUGUUUGAGAACUACUACAGAAAGCAGAGGAGGAAACAGGCUCGCCUUGUGCUGCAGCCUCACUCUAACAUGCAUGAAACUCUGGAGGGAUACAGGCGGUAUUUCAAUCAGAUUGUCGGCUUCUUCGUAGUGGAGGACCACGUCCUUCACACUACACAGGGUUUGGUCAACCGAGCGUAUGUGGAGGAGCUCUGGGAGUUGGCGCUGUCCAAAAUCAUCGCUGCCCUGAGGACGCACUCUUCGUACUGUGACAACCCUGACCUGGUGCUGGAUCUCAAGAACCUCAUCGUCCUCUUCGCUGAUACACUGCAGGGUUAUGGUUUCCCAGUGUCACAGCUGUUUGACAUGCUGCUGGAGAUGAGGGAGCAGUACGGAGAAAUCCUGCUCAAGAGAUGGAACAUCACCUUCAGGCAGGUGUUGGACCAGGACAACUACAGUCCGAUCCCGGUCUCGACUGAGCAGGAGUUUAAACACUACACCUCCCAGUUUCCCCUGCAAGACCCCGAACUGGAAAAGCUUCCGUUCCCCAAGAAGCUUCCCUUCUCCGAGUUUGUGCCAAAAGUGUACUGCCAGCUCAAAGAGUUCAUCUACGCGUGUCUGAAAUACUCCGAAGACCUGCACCUCAGCUCUACGGAGGUAGAUGAUAUGAUCCGCAAGUCGACAAACCUGCUGUUGACCAGAACCCUCAGCCACUGUCUGCAGUACGCCAUUAAGAAGAAGAAUGUCGGGCUGGCAGAGCUGGUGCAGGUGAUCAUAAACACCACCCACCUGGAGCAGAGCUGCCACUUCCUGGAGGAGUUCAUAUCAAACAUCACAAACGUCCCGCCUGACACGGCGAACGCUACCAAGCUGUACGGGACCUCCACCUUCAAGGACGCUCGUCACGCGGCCGAGGCGGAGAUCUACACCAGCCUGAACGCCAAGAUCGACCAGUUCCUGCAGCUGGCUGAUUACGAUUGGAUGGCCGCGGUGCAGGGAGGCGGGACUCUGGACACCAGCGACUACCUGAUCGACCUGAUCGCCUUCCUGAAGAGCACCUUCAGCGUGUUCACCAACCUGCCUGGUAAAGUGGCCCAGACGGCCUGCAUGUCGGCCUGCAAACACAUCUCCACCUCCCUGAUGCAGCUGCUGCUCGACCAGGAGGUCCGACAGAUCUCCAUGGGAGCUCUGCACCAGAUCCACACCGACGUCAAGGAGUGCGAGAGUUUUGCCAGAGCCGGCCCGGUCGCAGGCUUCCAGGGUGACACGUUGCUUCUGGCCUUCAGUGACUUGAGACAACUGCUGGACUUAUUCACGCAGUGGGAUUGGUCCACCUACCUGGCUGACUACGGGAAACCGACCUGCAAAUACCUGAGAGUCAACCCACACACUGCACUGGCCCUGCUGGAGAAGAUGAAGGAGACGAGCAGGAAGAACAACGUCUUCGCCCAGUUCAGGAAGACGGACCGAGACAGACAGAAACUCAUCGACACCGUCAUCAAGCAGCUACGCAACCUCAUCGCACAGCACCACGCCUAGAACAUCCGGCCCGAUGACUUCACCCAUCCGUUCAACCCCCGCGACCAUCGGCCGAUCUAUGCACCUUAACUUCACUCGACAGCCGGAGCCACUUCCCAUCAGUCAUCUUUAAAACCUCGGAUAACAAACUCAUACUCUUAAAUCUCAUUGGUUAAUUCAUGCAGCUGGGCCAGGACUUCAGCUUCACUUCAUCGACCUGCCAUUUGACUGAAACACGAAUCGUAUCAGGCGUCGACCAAGCGAUCCUGUACGUUCCUGCCCCGACUGAAGCAAAAGUCAUGUUGGCUUUUCAAAGUUUCUCCCUGGAAAUUAGAUCAAUUAAUCUUUGAAAAACAAACUGAAGCUGCCCUGCAAAAGUUAAACUGCCUCAAGACAAGGAAGCAAAGAAAUACAAGACGUCCUACGAGCUGCAUUUAAAGGAUCAGUCUGGUGAUAUUCUACAUUUUUAUAUUGAUAAACGUUUGUUUUGAUUAAAUCCCUCCGACAAUGUGCCGCUCUUGUAAAUCGACUGGAGCAGUAGUGAUCCCCAACGAGAAGUUCUUCUUCAGGAAGUCUCUGGAUACGUAGAAGAGCUAAAUUAAGGUCUCAGGAUGUCGUAUUGUGUUUAUAAAGGCCAUGUUUCUAAACUUUCUAAAGUCAUGGUUACAGACUCUUUCCUCCUCCCGACACUCGUGUUUGGAGGGUAACUUAUCUGCCAAAAAAAGACAAAACACAGGAAAAAAGUUAAAAGAUCAAUAUGAAAGUAGCACAAAUGCAACCUGAACUUUUUAUAGGCCAAUGAUAUCAAACCUCAUGCUGUUAAAUAAUUGUGUAAAAUGUUCAAAUAAACACAUGUAAUGAUGAUAAAGUCGUUCUUAAAGUAAUCUGACAAAGAAGGUUGGGAACAGCCGGGCUAGAGCACCAAAAUGUGGAUUCAUCCACCCCUGAAAAUAGUCCCCAACAACAGCACUUUUCACUCACGUUAGAUAAACGUCUAGAAAUUUACUGAGUUUUUUUUUUAAAGGUUAGUCACAACUAAUAGGCUCAAGGCCGACAGCCACAGAGCGUAUAGGGACGUAAUGACGUUAGUGAGACGGAUUAGCAGAUUUUUUUUAGUUUUAGCAGGAUUUUCUUGACAAAAAGAAAAAUGUAGAAUAUCACCAACGUCAGCUUUGAGUUUCUGGGUUUGAUCGGGGACAUUUCAGGUCUGUGGAGAACAAAACAAGAUAAAAAUUAGCAGCUAAAAAAUAAAAGCAGAAAAGACGCCAUGAAAAUAUGCAGUCGUGGUAGAAAUCCUCCUGCUUCCGUUAGCGAUAAAAAAACUCAGUCGCUCUAAUUCGGUGACUGGAUGCGAUCGGGCCUCGUCUUCCACGUCGUGGCUCAGACGACAAAACAUACUGAAUGUAGAUCAGAGAGGGACGUCUUCCUUGUUUCAGUCCUGCAGCCAGAAAAAAGCACUGGAGAAAAAACACGUAUGAACAGAAUGUUACUCAACUCAAAUGGAGGGGGGGGAUAUUCACGCAAACAUGGCAACCCUUUCCCUCCCUCUCCCUCUCUCUCUUAAUAAACAACCUGCGAACACUUGAAUGGCUGCUCAGACCUGGCAACUUAUGUAUCCCCCUCUUCCUUGACGCCGGAGAGGCUCGCUGCGUGUUUUGGGGGGAUGAUGACGCCCAAACAUGGCAACCCAAACGGGGGAUGUUGCCCUUUUUUUUUUUUUCUACUCUUCGUGUAUAAAUAACUGGGUCUUAAAAGAGGGGGAGAACGCCCCAAUCUGGCAACCGCUACUAAUUAGUGUAGAAGUCGUCGUACUAAUUGCCAAGCACACACACUCUUUAUGUCUUCCAUGAACAUACGCCAAGAUGUGUGUGUGUGUGUGUGUGUGUGUGUGUGUGUGUUGUGGCUUCCUGUACACACACACACACACUUUUGUUUAGUUGAAGCACAUAAUUACAUUCACACUAGAUAAUUUUUGAACUAAUACGGAUCUUUUUGUUGCUUUUUGUUUUCUUGAACUUGGGUGCAAUAAUAGCAUUGGAAACUGCAGCUGUGUGUGUGUGUGUGUGUGUGUGUGUGUGUGCGCGCUUCAUAAAGGGAUUCAAACCUACAGUGUGUGUGUGUGUGUGUGUGUGUGUGUGUGUCAGAAGGGAAUUAAAGUCUUCCGCUUCCUCUCUGUUCGAUCAGUCGUUGGAUUCUUGCAUCGUGUGUGUUUCAGUGUGUGUGUGUGUUCACUCGUGCAUGCCGGCACUGUGAAAUCAAGUGUGUGCAUUUAUGAUGUGUGUGUCUUUGUGUGUGUGUUUCAUCCAUCCUCAGCUGUUUAUCAUUUCUAGGUGUUAGUAAAGGGAAUCGGGCCGUUGUUAUUGAAUGUGCCUUUGCUGUAUUUUGUUGUAUUUUUAUUUUUUUUCCUGCCAGAGCGGCGACACUCGCGGUGUCAAGAGCCUGGAUGCAUCAACGACAAAAGUCUAAACAGUCUUCUUACGAGCUUUUUCUAGAGCUUUCAGCCACUUCUCACACUCUCCUGGAGGUCUGCUCGCUUGUCUUUUAGCUUUUUUGUGAUUCUUGUACUGUUGUUUUGUUAUAAUCUGAGUAGUAGCUGAGCAGAAACAUUUAUUUUCAGAUUAAAAAUAGUGACUGAAUCGUUAUUUACAACGCAAAAUGUCUCUACCUACAAAACCUUUUGAAGUUAGAGAUGUUUUCUUGUAAAAUUCUGCUUUGAAUCCCAAAAUUAGGACUUAAUUAUCUCUUGAAUUUUGAGAACAUUGAGCUAAUCUGCAACUAAAACUAAACUAGAGUCAUCACAAGUACAAACUUCAGGAUGUUGUAUAAACUUAACCUCGCAUGGCAGCACUGUGGCAGUAACGGGCGUUCAAACUGACAACCCCUCAGCGUCCAGACUCCUCGCAACCGCUGAUGUCGCUGCUCUACUUUUUUGUUUUUUUGUAUUUUGUAAGCAGAAAUCGUUGCUGAGACAGAAGCACUGUACACGCUGUUGUUAUUAAACCACUAAUGAAUGAAACUAAGAGUUAAAAAUACUAAUAAAAGUUGCAACAAAUGCCAACAGAGACAAAUAUGGAAUAAAUGGAAAACUGUUGAGAAGA
Acanthopagrus latus (yellowfin seabream) is the source of this 6479-nucleotide messenger RNA. It is a transcript of the gene exoc6b, whose product is annotated as exocyst complex component 6B. Gene Ontology annotation, biological process: Golgi to plasma membrane transport; intracellular protein transport; exocytosis. The record is from RefSeq and is a predicted model, not a curated record. The transcript is spliced from 22 exons. Gene Ontology annotation, cellular component: membrane; exocyst. The coding region runs from base 1084 to 3402 and encodes 772 amino acids. Lineage: Eukaryota; Metazoa; Chordata; Actinopteri; Spariformes; Sparidae.